GUGAAGGCUAGGCUACGCCGUGGAGUAUGUUUACACCAGAUAUCUCACAUCGAUUUUAUAACUGACAAUUUCGUGUGUAUGUGAAAUUGACAAUUUCGUGUGCAUAAAUUUUUGCCUGAAGGUAUUUUAAUAGAACGUGUUAGAUCUUCCUAUUUGAUAUAAUGACUAAUGGAGCUAUGGACGACACGUGUUCCGAAUCUAACAAACCUGAGAUCAAGAGAGUUUUGACAAGAUUUAAAUCAGACACAGGAGAAAUCUUGUCGGGUGGGUUGUUGGAUCUUCCACUGGACGUUACUGUAGAUAAGUUACAACUCAUUUGCAAUGCCUUGCUCCAAUCCGAGCAUCCGAUACCAUUGGCAUUCUAUAUCGAUGAUGUCCAAGUCGUUGGGACUUUGGAAGAAAAUUUGGAUGGAAAUUUCAGCACGAGUGAAAAUGUCGUUGAGAUCGUUUACCAACCGCAAGCAGUCUUUAAAGUCAGGGCAGUUACCAGGUGCACCGCGUCUAUGGAGGGUCAUCGAGAGGCUGUGGUGUCUGUUGCUUUCUCACCAAAUGGCAAACAUCUAGCAAGUGGCUCUGGAGAUACGACGGUACGAUUCUGGGACAUUCAUACGCAAACUCCUCAUUAUACUUGUACAGGACACAAACAUUGGGUUUUAUGCUUAGUUUGGUCUCCCUGUGGUACAAAACUCGCUUCUGCCUGUAAAAAUGGGACCAUCCUACUGUGGGAUCCCGAAACGGGAAAACAAAUAGGCAAGCCAAUGUUGGGACACAAGAUGUGGAUAACAGCUUUGUCCUGGGAACCAUUUCACAGUAAUCCAACCUGCCGAUUUUUAGUCAGUGCAUCCAAAGAUUGUGACUUGAGAAUAUGGGACACUGUACUAGGGCAGACGUCGAGGGUUUUAGCUGGGCAUACGAAAAGUGUCACUUGCGUUAGAUGGGGUGGAACUGGCCUUAUAUAUUCAGGCUCACAGGAUCGGACGAUCAAAGUCUGGCGUGCUUCAGAUGGGAUUCUGUGUAGAACUUUAGAAGGUCAUGCACAUUGGGUUAACACAUUAGCUUUGAAUGUUGACUACGUUCUUAGGACUGGACCUUUCGAAAUAAAGGCAGAAAAUAGUAACGAUGAUCCAGUAGAGAGAGCCAAGUCACGCUACGAAGCAGUAGGAGAUGAGAAACUCGUAUCUGGGUCCGAUGACUUUACUCUCUUUCUGUGGUAUCCAGCAAAGGAAAAGAAACCAAUCGGGAGAAUGACAGGACACCAACAGCUGAUCAACGAUGUUAAGUUUUCUCCAGACGGCAGACUGAUUGCAUCGGCUUCCUUCGACAAAUCGAUAAAACUUUGGGACUCGAAGACAGGAAAAUAUAUCAGUUCCUUGAGAGGUCAUGUUCAGGCCGUUUACUCGAUUGCAUGGAGUGCGGAUUCUCGACUUCUCGUCAGUAGUAGUGCCGACUCGACUCUAAAAGUUUGGAAUAUGAAGAAUAAAGGUCUUGACCAAGAUUUGCCGGGACAUGCUGAUGAGGUAUACGCCGUUGACUGGUCUCCGGAUGGUCUACGAGUAGCAUCUGGUGGAAAGGAUAAAGUAUUAAAGCUGUGGCAAAAUUAAA
This is a messenger RNA of Orussus abietinus, 1602 nucleotides long. RefSeq names its product notchless protein homolog 1 (gene Nle). The transcript has 7 exons. Gene Ontology annotation, molecular function: protein binding. NCBI's taxonomy places the organism in Eukaryota, Metazoa, Arthropoda, Insecta, Hymenoptera, Orussidae. Bases 162 to 1601 code for a protein of 479 amino acids. Gene Ontology annotation, biological process: ribosomal large subunit assembly; Notch signaling pathway. Gene Ontology annotation, cellular component: nucleolus. The record is from RefSeq and is a predicted model, not a curated record.